AUGAGUGCAUUGUACACCUCGAAACCAUUGACGUUUUCUUUUAAAUUGGAUUUGUUUAUACAAUGUUGUUUGGGUGUUCAGUGGUUUCAUGAAAUUCUCAAGUUAGUCCACGGCAACAUCAAACCGUCCAAUUUCCUUCUCAACGAAAAAUUUGAAAUCAAAUUGUCUGAUUUUAAUUAUUCAACAGAUGAAGAGGAUUCCACUCUACGUAAAAAAGUUAAUGAAUCGACCUUUUAUUGUCCUCCAGAAGUUUUGGAUGGCACUAAAAACACAGUAAAAGCAUCAGACAUUUACAGUCUUGGUAUGACUCUCUGGGAAGUUAUUUAUGAACUCUCUCCAUUUAAUGAGUGGAGAGACAUCAAUUCGCCACAAGAACUCUCCUCACACUUAAAAGAGGGACUCCGUCCAUUUUUAUUGUUUAAUUAUUUAGAAAACAACUGUGGGAAUGAUAUGAAAAGCAAAGAAAUUGAAUCGAAAAAGGUCGAGUUCGAUUACGUCUUUGAAAGUGCGAACAUUGAAAUUGAAAAUGCAAUGAAAAAGUGUUGGGUCACCGAAGAGAAGAAGCGAGUAAAUAUAACUACGUUACUUGACACAAUUAUUGACAUAAAAAGAAGUGCCGAAUUUGAAGACGAUAGUGCAGCAGUCUGGUGGAAGAAAAAUUUUGAGAAGAAACAAAUAACUCAAAGUGUCUCAGUCAAUGAGUUUGUAGCUGCACUAAAAAAGAGUGAUGUGAUAAAUGCAACACAAGAAGACUGUAUUACACAGUACCUCAAAUUAUUUAAUGAAGUUGACUUGAAAAGGUUUGAAUAUCUUUUGGAUGCGUUUGGACACUUUUUCAAGUCUAAACCAUUAAUGAAAAAGAUGGAGAGUGUCGUUGGCGCAGACUGGUUUUUCCCAAAUUACACAAAAGACCAAGCAACAUCACAAAUUGAAAGUGAGAUAGAUGGAACUUUUUUAAUUCGAGAAAGUAAGACUGAAAGAAAUUCGCCAUGCACACUGACUAAACGUGAAAAAGGAAAAACGGUUAACUCAAGAAUAACGUGCACUAUGAAAGGAAAAGAAGUUGAAUAUUCAAUCGGUGUCAAAGACAGAAUUUUGUCAAGAACAGAUUUAAAAGAACUCAUCGAAAGAUUGCAAGCAACCAAGAAAAUAACUACUCCUUGCUCUAAACUUGAAAAAAGUUCAUUUUACAAGUAA
Messenger RNA from Entamoeba invadens IP1, 1197 nucleotides. RefSeq lists its product as hypothetical. Gene Ontology annotation, biological process: protein phosphorylation. The record is from RefSeq and is a predicted model, not a curated record. Lineage: Eukaryota; Evosea; Mastigamoebida; Endamoebidae. Gene Ontology annotation, molecular function: ATP binding; protein kinase activity. The transcript has a single exon. Bases 1 to 1197 code for a protein of 398 amino acids.